AUGGAUGAGCUGGACGAUGUUGCCGCCGAAAUGCGAGGUCGUUGUUACACAUGGCCUAUGCAACAGUACACCGUUCCACAGACGUCGGCGCCCGGCCCCAGCCACGGUCUCACCCUGAAUGAUACUCCGUCGAGCUCCUACCAGUCGAUGACGUCCAUCACGAGCUCAAUGUGCACCGGAUCUCUGUCGCACGGUCUUCCGUCGAUCGCCUCGCUGGAGCCUCCGUGGUCUUCAGCUGAAGCUCAUAUGUUUCCGUAUGGUUAUCACCAACAGCCUUCGACUUCCGGCUCCAUGUUACAAAUCCACGACUUGGCUCCGCCAUUGCGGAAGAAGCGGAUCCGACGCCGGAACCCGGAUUCGAUACCUCAGAAGAAGCCGAAUCCCUGGGGCGAGGAUUCGUAUUCCGAUCUCAUUGCUAAAGCAUUAGAAAGCGCGCCAGGAGGUAGAAUGAAGCUUAAUGAAAUUUAUCAGUGGUUUUCCGAGAACGUUCCCUAUUUUAAGGAGCGUUCUAGCCAGGAGCACGCAGCGGGUUGGAAGGUAUAUUUUAUUUGGUUAGGUUAAUAUAACUUUGAGAUUACUAGGUUCAUAAAUUUUAUGUUUAUGUAUUUACAAUCAUUUUACUUCCUUGCAGAACUCCAUCCGCCACAAUUUAUCCCUCCACAGCCGCUUCAUGCGGAUUCAGAAUGAGGGAGCCGGGAAGUCGUCUUGGUGGGUAAUUAACCCAGAUGCUAAACCAGGCAGGAAUCCACGACGACGAGCAGCCACGAUGGAGUCGGCUACCAAAGUAGGUUUCAUUCGAAAGAUCUUGUUUACGGAACGUUUAUGAAACUAAUAUUAAUCAGAGAAACUAAUGUGUUUGUAAAGACUACAAUAAUAUCAUUGACUUCAGACGAUCCUGGACAAGAAACGUCGCGGUGUCAGGAAACGUAUCGAUAUGAUGAAUGACUCCUCUUUGUCUUCCCUAAAUGAGUCUGCCCAGUCGCACCGGGAUCUGCUGGACCGGGACGAAGGUCUCGGGGCAUCGGACUACGAAACCUUCCGCUCCAGAACCCAGUCCAAUGUGUCCAUGCCAGGACAAAGGAUAACACCACCAAUGGAGGGCUUCGAGGAGUACAAGCUUCCUCCAUGGUCAGGUCAGCCACUACCGCCUCAGGCGCCCUCAGGCAUGAUUAACGAACUUCUGGACCGGACUGACCAAAUUCGUCUGGACAGUGAAGAGUACCGUCAACUCCGACCCUCAGGGCAACUAGUCCAGCCAGUGAAGUCAGAACAAAAGGUAGGAUGAAGUUUGUUGUUACAUUGAAGUCUUCUGAAGAUUAAAGGUUUUAAACCCCUUAUUUGUUUGAAUUGGCUAGCCAGACGGUUGGAAUUAAUAGUUACGUAAACUUGUUUUGUCUUUGAAAAUUUGAAAAUGCAAAUUAGGGAACAUGUAGAACACAUUAUUAAGCUUAUUAUAUCUGACGGCUUAUCGAAUUAACAUUUUUAUUUUGCAGACCGAGCCCCCGAGCCAGCACCAGCCUUUUUACCAAGAAUUGUGCGUCGUCCGCGGGCCAGACAAUCUUCAGAAUCCUUUGUUAUGUAACCAAUUUCCGAUGUCUGUUUCGGCAGCGUCGAAGACGUCUGGGAUGCAAUGGUGAGUUCCGAAUUUCAUUUCGUUACAGUAGAAUGUAGUCGUGUUACUACAGAGUAGAAUUAUAGUUUUGUUGCGUAAGUGUUUGUCAUUCGGCUACAAUAUGUUGAGUAUGUACAAUAACUUUUCGAAUUUUGACUUUUUCUCAACAAUUCUCUUUUCAAGUGACUAACCUUGUUAUAGUAAUUGGAUUUAACUUGUUUAAGACUUAUUAAUGCUUUUUUCAGCUCGAGCAGCGAGCCCUUCUACCCGUACGGCGUCCACAACGUCCAAAACCAACAAGGCCAACUGUGGGGCGGGGCCCUACCGCCCAGUGGAAUGCCCCCAAACUCAACCGGUCUCCCCAUCGAUCUCGAAAACGUGAGCACGUUCGAGUCGGCGAACCUCGACUAUGACAUGGAAGCGGUCUUGCGUCACGAACUCAACUCGGCCAAUGGCCUCAGCUUCGACUUGUAA
Bursaphelenchus okinawaensis is the source of this 2086-nucleotide messenger RNA. Lineage: Eukaryota; Metazoa; Nematoda; Chromadorea; Rhabditida; Aphelenchoididae. The record is from the annotation of a GenBank genome assembly.